Diversispora eburnea is the source of this 169-nucleotide messenger RNA. The record is from the annotation of a GenBank genome assembly. Lineage: Eukaryota; Fungi; Glomeromycota; Glomeromycetes; Diversisporales; Diversisporaceae.
GCAACAUGAAGGAGCGAAUAGACAGAAAGAAAAAAACGAGAUAGAUGGGAAGAAGAGAAAAGCUAAAAUGAAAUGGAAAAGAAAGAAAAGAAGAAGAAACAAAACAGAAGGGAUAAAGAAAGACGUAACAAAAAUAGAAAAAGAGAAGGGAACGAGAGAAAAACAAUAA